This is a messenger RNA of Coregonus sp. 'balchen', 3355 nucleotides long. Lineage: Eukaryota; Metazoa; Chordata; Actinopteri; Salmoniformes; Salmonidae. The record is from the annotation of a GenBank genome assembly.
AUGGGAUCAAGGCAAGUGCUAAGCAAGCUUUUUGCAGUGGUUGCUGUGUUUGUAUGUUUCUGGGAUGCUGUGUUGUCAACUCCUUGGGCUCAUGCAGCUCUGAAGCCCAAGGGCUUCCAGAAGUCUGCAGUGCUUCAACCCAGGGGCUUCCAGAACCAGAGGUCUGCAGUGCUGCAACCCAGGAAGCAGGAUUCAGUGUUCCAGUCAAAGCAAGUCUUUGAAACCCCACUGACCUGGACGUUUCCUCAUGAUCCAGUGCUGGAGGCCAAACCUGAAGUGAAUAAUUUUGAGCUGAAGCAGCCUGUCCCUGCCGACACGGUGGGGGUGAAGUGCGGGGAGAAUCUGGUACAGGUGGAGGUCAAGCAGGAUCUGUUUGGUAUCGGCCAACUCAUCCAGCCGGCGCAUCUCACCCUGGGGGGCUGUGCUGCAGCUGGGGAGGAUGUCGAAGCCCGCAGGCUGAUCUUUGAGUCUGAGCUGCAGGGAUGCAACAGCAAAUUGGAGGUAGCCUUUGCAUGUUCAAAUCUAAAUGUCUAGUUAAAAUAUUCUAAAUCUAAGGACUGGUUUCCUGGACACGUAGUAAGCCUAGUCUUGGACUUUUUAACAGUUAACGUUUCACUUUUUACACGUUUACAAAGCAUGUGACAAAUAAAAUGUGAUUUGAAGCUCAAUGGGAAAUCAUUGCAACUGCUUUGAACACACUUGUGUUAUGUUACCACUUCACAGAUGAUAGAGGAUGCCCUCAUCUAUACCUUCCACCUGCUCUACAAACCAAGCAAUAUUGGUGAUACCCCUGUUGUAAGGACCACUGAGGCUGUUGUAGGCAUUGAGUGCCACUACAAGAGGUGAGAUUCUCCAAGCGGAUGACUUGUGGUCUACUCAAAGUGAGGCGCAUGGACAGAAGUAGGCCUAAUUCUCAGUCACCCAGGACUUCAUUUUGCAAAGAGUAAUGUCCUUUCUUUCUCCCCUUGCAGGAAACGCAAUGUGAGCAGCAAUGCCUUGAAGCCCACCUGGACCCUCUUUGGAGACUCUAAAGUAGUCGAGGAGCAACUCUACUUUUCUCUCAAGCUCAUGACUGGUGGGUAGUUCCAUGUCUGUCAAUUAUUCUUAAUUGGCGCCCUCAACCAGCACCUAGCAACCUCACGAAGAAGUUUGGUCUCUUGGUGUAACAGCGUAGGUGUUGGGUUGACACUUGCUGGUCCCGGUCAGGGCUACACAACCAACUCGCAGCAAUCUACUGCAGCCCCGAAAUGUGUUAACAUUGUAUUGUAAAGGCUAACCAUGGGCCUCUUUGUAAAGAUGCUACUAAAUUACACUGACUUUCGCCUCUUUCUAGACGACUGGCAGUUUGAGAGGCCCUCCAGUCAGUACUUCCUGGGUGACCUGAUUUGCAUGGAAGCCUCUGUCCUGCAGUACCACCAUGUGCCGCUGCGGGUCUUUGUGGAAAGCUGCGUUGCCACUCUGGUGCCUGACAUUAACUCUAAGCCCAGAUACUCCUUCAUUGAGAAUCACGGGUGAGUCAGCGAGGGCACUGUUCAAAGGUGGUGUGUACCAGGGUUGGGAUCAAUUUAAAUUCAGGAAUUAAACUAACACCGUACUAUUGUACUUGUCUUCGUUGAACGAAUAGUCGCACUUGUCUUUCUUACUGGCACUGAAUUUGCUGAGAUGCUAUAUUUAAGCAAUAAGGUCAGAGGGGGUGUGGUGUAUGGCCAAUAUACCAUGGCUAAGGGCUGUUCUAACGCACGAUGCAACGCGGAGUGCCUGGAUACAGCCCUUAGCCAUAGUCUAUUGGCCAUAUACCACACCCCCUCUGGCCUUAUUGCUAUUAUAAACUGGUUACCAACGUAAUUAGAGCAGUAAAAAAAUCAAUGUUUUUGUUAUACCUGUGGUGUAUGGUCUGACAUCCACGGCUGUCAGCCAAUCAGCAUUCAGGGCUCGAACCACCCAGUUUAUAUUGAGGUUUCUAAUUGCAACAACUGAUAUGUAGUUUUAUCUACCUUAGUUUAAUGCACUGACUAAGUCUCUCUGGAUAGGAGUGUCUGCUAAAUGUAAACUGAAAUUCCAAUUCUACAUUUCUCAAAGUAUUGAGGUGAAUUGGACUUUCAGUUUACUGCAAGGAAUUGACCCCCCAACCCUUGUGUGCACACACAACAAACUAUCACUAUGUACAACCAGUUUCAUACAGCUAACUGGGAAAGGCCCUUAGACAGUUUCCCAGGCACAGAUUAGCCUAAUUCUGGACAAAUUCCUCUAAUGGAGAUUCUCCAUUGACUAUAAAAAAAAAAAAAAAAAUUGUCCAGGAGUGGAAAUAAUCUCUGGGGAAAUGGUCCCUAGAAGUUGCAAAUGUUGCUAUUAAAGGAGCAACUGGAAGGUGUGCACUGCACAUUCUCCUUGCGAACUGUUCUUUUCUCCAAUGGUUUCUGGUUGUUCAGGUGUCUAGUUGAUGCUGCGUUGACGGGCUCUAGUUCCCAGUUCCUGCCUCGCUCACAGGACCACAAGCUUCAGAUCCAGCUGGAGGCCUUCAGAUUCCAUCAGCAGGAUGCUGGCCCUGGAAGCAACAGCAACACUGGCGAGGACAAAAUUGACCAGAUCUACAUAACCUGCCACCUGAAGGCCACUGCAGCUUCGUCCCCAAUUUAUGCUGAGCACAAGGCCUGUUCCUUUGUCAAGGGGUAAGUGUACAGUGACUUUUUCUUCUGUGAGAUGGGUUGUGUUCAUUAAGGAAAACUGUUAUACAUAUUUUUGCAGUGGAAGCAGACGUUUCUUACUGGACUGGCAGGAUGGUACCUCACUUUCUAGUUUCCGGUCUACUGAAUACAACUGGUAAAGCAAGCUUUGUCGCACUGCCUUGCCCAAUUUUAAACCUUUUUUCUUCUCACAGGUGGAGGUCUGCAGAUGGGGAUGACCAGGUGUGUGGUUGCUGUGACUCCUCCUGCACCAUGAGAAGGGCCAGAGAUAUCUCUGUCGACGCCGGUAUGACUUGAGUAUUCAAAUUCACUGGCUCAACGUUUCAGCUUCCUCAAGGCUCUUCGACACAAUUGAUCUGGCUGCUGGGCUCAGAUCCUGAGAACCCCUAUCAUUGUGCCCUUGAGCAAGGGUAACCCCACAAUUUGCUCCAUCCAGUGUCGCUGCACUGCGGCUUGACCCUGUGUUCCUCUCAACUGUGCUAUCAUCAUUCAAUUGGGUGUUUGUCCCUCUUGCAGGAAUCUGUUAUGCACAUUCAAAAGCAUUGGUAAUGUUAAACUAUAUGAUAAUUCUAGUCCUCUUACAGUUGACUUCUCUCUCCGCAGAUGUGCAGUGGGAAGCCGACACUGUCCUUGGCCCCAUAUCCAUCCAGCAGUAUCUUGUGUUGCCAUAA